AAGGCUUCGAAUAACGGUACAGUACUGUUUAAUAGCAAUUCGUUAAAAAUAAUUAAGUCAGUGUCAGCCUGUCUCAUGUCACCUUUGUCAAUGACAAAAUUGGAGUCAUGUCGUAUUUUUGUCGCGGUAUUUUUAUUUUAUAAAAACACAAAAUUAUCGAAAUGGAUUACAGCAGUGUUGAUUCAGAGUUAAUAGAAUCACUGGAUUUUCUGAGACCGCCAGUGAAAAGAGUUACCAGGAACUCAAACAGAGGCACGGCAGUAAAAUUAGACAGUCAUACUAAUAAUAUAAAAGUUUUAAAAGAAUUUCGCAAACAGAUUUCUAAAGAUUGCCAAUAUCCACAAUCUAAACCCAGAACUGCCGAAUCGUCGACUUCGCUUAUUUUGAAGAAAACCACGGAACGAGAGAUUCUUCAACAAUAUUCAGUGUUAAGUUACUCAAAUUUGUUAGGCCCUCGACUUCAAAACCCCAGCACUUUCCCUACUCACUUGCCUAACUCAAAGGAGAAACCAUUGAUCAAAGUGACGGUAAUACCAAAAACCUCCCAGACUCAAGCUUCUAAUGCCAUAAAAAGACGAUUAAACCUCCCUAAGAGAAUCCACACAACAGUAUCCAACCAAGAGAACUCUAUACAGACAAAGAACGUCUACCUUGUUGUAAAAGGUCGUAAAAGAGAAAAGGUGUACGAAAUCAAAACAACUGGGAGCGCUAAAUUUGCGAAUACACGCUCCAAAAACAGCCUGAAAGAUGAAGUAAUACCACUAGAACAGCUAUCAAGUCUGAAAUUGGUGCUGGACUCGUUGAACAUGGACAGAGAGAAAGAUACGUUAAGAAUAGGGAAACCUAACAAUAUAGACGAUUAUUUGGUAUUCUCAAGGACGGGGAACGAACGGUUUGAAGAGUGCAGGUGUCCCAAUGCAGUGCGUGACUCCGAAAGGUUCCGAGAUUGCAAAUGUUUUUAUUCGCCUCGAGAAGCUGCAGCGUCAGAUGCUGGGAAGAGUCAUGUUAGAGUCACCGGACAUCUAGGGAUGACUGAAGAUGAUAGAUAUGUGUUGAGGUGCGCUGCUACUGUUCAUGAUAAACCUGCUACGUCGGACUUCGCCACAGUUCAACAGACUUCGCCCCAUGUAUGUCAGGAAGAACGAAAAUCUUUCAACUUCUGCAACCAAAAUACUUGUUUGACGCGAUGCUACAACGCUGCUACAUGUUCCACGCAAAAAAGAGACUUCAAUAUACAAGCAGAUCUUCAAAAUGAAAACAAAUGGGAAAUGUCUCCAAAACCAACGAUUAUGCAAAACAAAGAAUCGCAAGCUACUCAAGUGAAUUUGAAUACUACAAAUAAUAAUAAAACAAGAGAUGUUCCUGUUUGUAAAAAUACAUUUCCACACAAGGACGAAAUAAUACAAUGCUGUCGAACUAACAUCGACACUAAUUGUGCAAAUCUCACGGACAGCGAUACCGAUUCCAACUCUGUCAAAGACUGCCAAAGCCCUCUGGUUAUAAUAUCUGUGUAUCCAAUGCAAGAUUGUUGUGAUAAUGUGAAAAUUGUGAAAAAUUACCAAGAUGAUGGUAAAUAUUCGUCGCCGCGAAAACCAAGUGUCUUCGGACAUAGCUCUCAACGUCCCAGCAGUGGAACACGGCAGAACAAUGAGAAAAAGGUUGACAAUAAAUGCUCGAGAUCAAGGAGCCGUUCACCUUCGCCUCAGAACAGAAACACAAACAAGCAUAAUGUAGCUGAAACCAGAGUCUUAAGAACCAACACAAGAAAAGCUAGUCCCGGGCGUGAAGUUUCAUCAUCCAUCAACAGGCCAAUUCAACAAAACAGAAUCAAUAAUGAAAGAACCAAUAACAAAGCAGAUUUUUCCAAAAGCAGGCAAAAGUACGGCUUUGCACAAAUAAAUAGCUCCAAAGAAACUAAAGGAAUAAAUACAGAUCACAAUGUAACGAAGAAAAUUUUAGUCGAUAGCUACACAAAAAAGUUAACAGAUUACCUGAAUAAUGAGAAUGGGGAAACCAAACGUAGAUUUCCAAAAAGUGAGCCUUCAAAAGUUACAAUCAAUAUAGAUGGCGACAAAGAACUCUACGAUGUUUUAUUUCAACACGAAAAUAGUACGACUGAUUUAAAGUUUAGGAAAACUGUUAAAGGCCCUGCCUGCUCUAUCAAAAGAAAAACAGAGGAUGAUAAAGCUUCAUCUCCCACGAUGAAAAACCUAUUGCUAGUCAACGAUGAACGAAAGAGAAGAACAUCGCCAGUGCGAUCCAAAAACCAGCAGAAAGACGACCAGAAAAUUAAAAAAACCUUUUCAAGAUUACUUGUAAGAGAUAGUAUUGAAAUAUCUCACAGACGCGAUUACAAGCCACCUGUGGAACACACUGUGAUACAUAAUCAAAAAUCCAAAAUUGAUGAUGAUAGUGGUCAGUUUUCAGCUCCCAUCAAACAUUAUAGAGGAGACAGUUGCACCAUAGCAGAUCCAAUAAAGAGGGAUAAGGAAAUAAGGGCACUACUUGGUGUUGAUAAAGGUAUCCACAGUGCAGUUAAUCAGGGCCUUAAACUUGAAGAAAAUAAGUUUGCUGUUCCUCUACACUAUUUCUAUGGAAAAACGCAAAAGAAAAUAGUAACCGGUAUUAACAUUAUGGAAAUGCCUGAAGAACCACCGUGUGUUUGCUGUGACAUACGAAGAUUCUGUAGUAGCGAAAGCAAUGAAGCAAAACCACAAACCUAUCAGGAGCCCCAACCGAAACCAAAAAGUAUUCAUCCUGCAUCUCAAAGAGUUCCUAGUCAAAGCAGCAAAAAGGUCCACGCUACAUCCAGCCAAAUCGAUAAAGAAGUUGCUCAGCAACAACCAGGUUCAAGUGAUUCUGCAUCUCCAGAAGAGAAUGUUCCCCCGAGUCCUAGUCCGGAAGAGUCGCCUCCAGAAAGCCCGAGUCCAGUAGAGGAGAGUCCAAGUCCGGUGGAAGAACCUCCUAGUCCGGUAGAGGAAUCUCCGAGUCCGGUGGAAGAACCUCCGAGUCCGGUAGUAGACAAAAUAUCAAGGAAGACCCACAAAUCGUCGAAAUCUAUUAGAAAGUCUAGAGCUAACAGCACGGGCACACAAUAUGAAACCCAAGUGCAACGAACUUCACUCUACCAGCAGCUGAUACUCAAUCGUAAUAUACAAGUGUUUCUGCAAGUGGAGCAAUUCUCUAAGCAAAAACCGAUAAUACUAUCGCGGAAGCAGUACGACAAAGUAAAAAGGACAAUAGAGAGCACAAUAGCGAACAAGACUGGUCGAGACUACAAGCGCAAGAAAUGCAUUUGCAAGACCAGUUUAGUGUCUGUUGGUGAUGUAAGACGGAAAACCAAUCCAGGGCAGCCGUUGCAUUAUGAUAAGCAGAGUCAAACUAAUAAGAAAGAGUUGGCGAUGAAUGCAAAGAGCACUGUGUCGCAUAAAUCUAAAGCUCGAUCAAUGAAGAAACAAAGUAGAAAUACUAUGGUUCUGUUUACAACGGAAGAAAAGGAUAACAAUGAACAGAAGAACGCGACGCCGCGGCAGGCGAUGUCGUCAAUGGAGAUUCAGUACGCGAGUAUGUCUUAUAUGAAACGCGUGACCUUCUCAUCUACCAAGGUGGAGGCUGGCUCAACGUGUCCCCCGCCGCUGGACCAAAAAGAAUCUCACUCCAUACAUACAAUUUUUAAUGGACAUAGAAAGUGCCCAACUCCGAACCUAGGCACGUCAGUUUAUUCGCUUUGCUCUGAAGACAACAACGUGAUGAUUUCUCCAAAGCCCCUCAUCAUGGCUCAGGAGUCGAAGCAGAAGAAGCCUUUCUUAAGGAGGCUAAUGUCGUGCUUGGUUAUGCGGUCGGCCAGAGCCUCGGAGCUGAAUGAAAUAGUCAACCUCCCUGUCAAAGAGCCAUCCAUCAACAGCUCCAUAGAUUCCUAUCACAUCAGCACUUCUUUGGGGGCAAUAGAAGUGAGUUCUUCAAUAUACGAUACGUCAGCGUCAUUCUACAGUAAUCACAGUGUAUACCCAGUGAACAGCAAGAUGAAAAGAGGCUUCUUCAAUUCCGUACGAGAGUUUUUGACGAUUCGCAAGAGUUAAGAAGAACUCAACAGCGUCUGUACAGUCUACAAUUUCAAUAUACAGAACGCACUACUUAUAGCUUACAUCUAUUUUUUAUAAAAGAAGAAAUCUUUUUGAUUUUCUCUUUAUUUUCGUUUGUUUUGUUUUUGUAGUUUUGUACAAGUUUAUAAAAUUAAAUAAUUAUACUUAUAA
Molecule: messenger RNA, 4253 nt
Organism: Ostrinia nubilalis (European corn borer)
Lineage: Eukaryota; Metazoa; Arthropoda; Insecta; Lepidoptera; Crambidae
Exons: 14
Coding region: 162-4079 (1305 amino acids)
Source: RefSeq, a predicted model, not a curated record